Myotis lucifugus (little brown bat) is the source of this 951-nucleotide messenger RNA. RefSeq names its product melanoma-associated antigen B10-like. The transcript has 2 exons. Lineage: Eukaryota; Metazoa; Chordata; Mammalia; Chiroptera; Vespertilionidae. Gene Ontology annotation, cellular component: nucleus. The record is from RefSeq and is a predicted model, not a curated record. Gene Ontology annotation, biological process: negative regulation of transcription by RNA polymerase II. The coding region runs from base 1 to 951 and encodes 316 amino acids.
AUGCCGGAAGAGUCUGGGCUGCAGUCCAAGAUGGUGUCCUCCAUUGGUAGCAGUUGUACCGAGAGCCAAAGCGAGAGCCAGAGUGAGAGCCAAAGCGAGAGCCAAAGCGAGGAAAGUGCAGGUGCCUCCGGGGGAGGUGCCUCCCAGGCAGGUGCCUCCGGGGGAGGUGCCUCCGGGGGAGGUGCCUCCGGGGCAGGUGCCUCGGGGGCAGGGUCAUGGUCUGAUGAGCCCCGCAGGAGCCCUCUAGACCAGAAGGCGAUGCUGCUGGCGCAGUUCAUGCUGCGCAAGUAUAACAUGAAGCAGCCCAUCACCAGGGAAGACAUGAUGAAGCACGUCGUCAGGAAGCACAAGUCCUACUUCCAGGAGAUCCUCAAGAGAGCCACUGAGCUGAUGGUGCUGGUCUUCGGCAUUGAUGUGAAGGAAGCCGACCCGGCCGGGCAGAGCUAUGUCCUGGUCAGCAAGUUGCACCACAGAGGGGAUAGCAGUCUGCAUGGGAAGAUCAUGCCCAAGAAGGGCCUCCUGAUGACCAUCCUCUGUGUGAUCUUCAUGAAGGGCAACUGCGCCACUGAGGAAGAGAUCUGGGAUGUCCUCAAUGCGAUGGGCAUACAUGCUGGAAAGGAGCACAACCUCCACGGGGAGCCCACGAAGCUCAUCACAGAAGAUCUGGUGAAAGAAGGGUACCUGGAGUACCGCCUGGUGCCCCACAGUGAUCCCCCGAGCCACGAGUUCCUGUGGGGCCCACAAGCCUACGCUGAGACCAGCAAGAUGGAGGUGCUGGAGUUCUUAGCCAAGCUUCAUGAUACCCAGCCCAGCGCCUUCCCACACUGGUACGAAGAGGCCCGGCAGGAUGAGCUGGAGAGAACCCGCCAAAGAUUCGCGGCUGUGAUUCGUGCUGCCUCCCCGGCCUGUGAUCUUUCCAGCACCCAUUUCAGCAACCCCCACAUGUAUUGA